Cylicocyclus nassatus is the source of this 408-nucleotide messenger RNA. The record is from the annotation of a GenBank genome assembly. Lineage: Eukaryota; Metazoa; Nematoda; Chromadorea; Rhabditida; Strongylidae.
AUGAAGGCAUCACUAUUGACGAUCAUGCUUGGAUAUUUGGUAGCUUUUGCGUUCAUAUCCAUGGUCUUUUGUUCCAAAGGCGGUGAAUUACCUCCAGAAGCUAAGCAUCAAUGUUUGCCGAUGUAUUGGAGUUGGAAGAAGCAGUUGCUAAAGUAUCUCAGUUAUGCUAACGGAAAACGAUUGGUGUAUCAACCCAGUCUGAUGAGAGAGGCGGUGAAGGUCACUGCAAAUUUGCAAGCACCAAAAUCCGGCCACAAAGAUUUAUGGAUCGAGUUCAAGAACAAUGAGAGCAGCAAAUUGGAGAUCCUUUACCGAUUCCGCAAAGAAUACGAGAUCAAACUCUGGAAGAAGAGAAAGAAUAAGGUAAGUUCUAAGAUCAAUCAGCUAAUGAAUAAGGAAAACUAUUGA